Messenger RNA from Ilex paraguariensis (yerba mate), 969 nucleotides. The record is from the annotation of a GenBank genome assembly. NCBI's taxonomy places the organism in Eukaryota, Viridiplantae, Streptophyta, Magnoliopsida, Aquifoliales, Aquifoliaceae.
UCCUUCCCUAGUGUUGGAUGAGACAUAGUCAACAAACACGGUUUAGAAACGCAGCUGAUACUUUCAGAAAGCAGAUCGGAAUGGUUUAGCGGAAGUAAUUUUUGAACUUGUAACAUAGAACCCAAAGGGCCCAUUUUUUUGGAAGAACAAGAGAGCUUGUAAAACAUGACAAUGGUUCCUGAGAUAAGUUUGGGUUCUUGUGAAAAGGCUAUUCCGGUGAUUGGGAUGGGCACUUCCUCAUAUCCUCCGGUUGAUCCAGAAACAGCAAAAUCAGCGAUUCUGGAAGCGAUGAAAGCAGGCUAUCGUCACUUUGAUACUGCCUUUUUAUAUGGAUCCGAGAAGCCUCUUGGUGAAGCAGUUGCUGACGCUCUACGCCUUGGUCUCAUUAAGUCCCGCGAUGAGCUCUUCAUCACAACCAAGCUAUGGUGCACCUUCGCUGAACGUGAUCAAGUGGUUCCUGCCUGUAAAAUGAGCCUCGAGAACCUCCAGUUGGAGUAUGUUGACAUGUAUUUGAUACACUGGCCAUUGAGGUUGAGCGGAACGGUACAUCAAACCCCUUUUUCAAAAGAAUCCACACAUCCUUUAGAUAUCAAGUCUGUUUGGGAAGCCAUGGAAGAGUGUCAAAAUCUUGGCCUCACCAAGGGCAUUGGUGUCAGUAAUUUCUCUUGCAACAAACUUGAGGAGCUUCUCUCAGUGGCCAAAAUUCCUCCGGCCAUCAAUCAGGUGGAGAUGAACCCACUUUGGCAACAAAAGAAACUAAGGGAGUUUUGCAAGGCAAAGGGUAUUCAUAUCACUGCUUACUGUCCUUUGGGUGCCAAUGGAACAACAUGGGGAGACAACAGAAUUGUGGAGUGUGAUGUGCUCGAGGAAAUUGCCAAGGCCAAAGGGAAAACUGCUGCCCAGGUUUUUACAGUUCUACUAUUGACUUUUAAAUGCUUUUCUUUGUGUUCUAUAAAUUGGAAAAGAUAA